Entrophospora candida is the source of this 984-nucleotide messenger RNA. Lineage: Eukaryota; Fungi; Glomeromycota; Glomeromycetes; Entrophosporales; Entrophosporaceae. The record is from the annotation of a GenBank genome assembly.
AUGAUAAAAAAAAAUAAUUACACUUUUAAGAAAGAAACAACCAGAGAUUAUUCUUUUCCUCCCCAAGAGGAACUAAUAAGAAUUAGAAAAAAAUUCUCUAAUCCAAAACAUGAGGGGGGGAAUAUUGCUUUAUUGGAAGAUGCUGAUGAAAUUGAAAAAAUGAAAUAUAGUGUAAGUCAAAGCAUCUUAAAUUAUCAUCUUGAAACUAAGAAAUCUUUAGCAACAAUAGUUCGAGAAAUAGGUUUAACAGGUCUUACCGAAAAAAAACUUUAUGAUAUUUGUCGCGGAAAAGUUAAUGAUUUCAGUUUAGGAGAGUUAGUAAUCUAUGCGAGUAAUUUAAGAAUUAAUUUUAUUCCUUGUUAUAAUUGUGGGGUUAAUCUUUUUCCUUCCUUGUCAGAAGCAUUAAUUUUAUCUUUGAGAGAACAAGAAAGUUUGCUAAUGAAAGACUUAGACAUUCACAAAAAUUUAGCACUACUUUUUUGGGAGAAUUCUCCAAAGAUAACUAAAUUUGAACAAAAAAUGAAAGACCUCCGCUAUACUCCUGAAGAUGUUAAACUAGCUUACCAAAUAGUUAGCCAAGACUUAUUCAACUCUUUACUAAGAACUUCCGAAUCUAAAAUUAAGUUAGGCAACUUAGAAGAAAUGACCAAUCCAAAAAAAGAAGAAUCAACCAACCCUAAUAAUCAAAAACCCAAUACUCUAAUCACUACUUUGGGUUCUUUAUUACCUUUUGCUCCGCUAAUUUAUGAACAGUUUACCGGACAAAAAGUUCCUCAAAUGAGUGGCACCCUAGUAGAGAUGCAAAGCACUCUCUUACAAAUCCAAACUAGUUUACACUCUUUAAACCAAAGACUAACUAGUUUAGAAAGUAGUGCUUCUCAGCAACUAAAUAAUUUAACCCACCAAUUUAAAAAUUUAAGACUCACCCAUACCAAAGAACAGAAACAGAUUGAAUUUGACCGAUCCCAAGAAGAAAAUAAUUAA